AUGGAGAGGAGUUACGUGUCCGUGCUCUUGCUGCUCAUCGUCAUCUCCUGUGCUCUGGCAAAGGAUGUGGGCAAGAAGGAUUCAAAGGACACUACCGCGAAGCCAAAACUGCCUCAGACACUCUCCAGAGGCUGGGGAGAUCAGCUCAUCUGGACACAGACCUACGAGGAGGCGCUUUUCCGCUCCAAGCACAGCCAGAAACCCCUGAUGAUCAUCCACCACUUGGAAGACUGCCCACACAGCCAAGCCCUCAAGAAGGUCUUUGCUGAACACAAAGACAUACAGAAACUGGCUGAAAAAUUCAUUCUCCUGAACCUUGUGUAUGAAACCACAGACAAGAACCUUGCACCUGAUGGCCAGUAUGUCCCUCGGGUUUUGUUCAUAGAUCCUUCCCUGACUGUGAGAGCAGAUAUUACUGGAAGAUACUCAAACCGUCUCUAUGCAUAUGAGCCGUCUGAUAUUUCACUGUUGUAUUCAAAUAUGCAGAAAGCGCUGAAGCUCCUGAAGACCGAGCUGUAA
Messenger RNA from Agelaius phoeniceus (red-winged blackbird), 519 nucleotides. RefSeq names its product anterior gradient 2, protein disulphide isomerase family member (gene AGR2). NCBI's taxonomy places the organism in Eukaryota, Metazoa, Chordata, Aves, Passeriformes, Icteridae. The record is from RefSeq and is a predicted model, not a curated record. Gene Ontology annotation, cellular component: endoplasmic reticulum. Gene Ontology annotation, molecular function: dystroglycan binding.